Molecule: messenger RNA, 2232 nt
Organism: Entrophospora sp. SA101
Lineage: Eukaryota; Fungi; Glomeromycota; Glomeromycetes; Entrophosporales; Entrophosporaceae
Source: the annotation of a GenBank genome assembly
AUGGCUUUUUCAACAACAUCAAAAAUCACAAACAACAAUAAUGACAAUUCUAAUGUUUCUAGAGGCAGCAGUAACAACAAUAAUCUGAACUUAUCAAAAUUUGAUGGUAUUGUACUAGGUGUAUUCAAGGAUGGUACAUUAAGUCAAACUAUUGGAUCAAAUAAACUUCCUGGAAAAUUUCAACAAACAAUCAAAAAAAAACUUGAAUAUUAUGGAUGUAGUAAAGGAAAUUUAGAUUUCAAAAACCCUAGUAAUGAUCAAGAGUUAUGUGAGGCUUUGGAAAUUGCUAGAAAUGCAUCAGCUGUUGGAGUUCGCAGUCUAAGAGAAAAUAACGCUAAAAAUAUUUUAGUUGAUGUCAUGACUAAUGAACACGGUGCUGCUGAAGGAGCAAUACUUGGAUUAUAUAAUUACGAUACUUUAAAAUCUUUAUCAUGGGAAACUGGUUUGAUUUAUGCAGAAGCACAGAAUUUUGCUCGUACACUAAUGGAAGCGCCAGCAAAUUAUAUGACCCCAACAAACUUUACUGAAUAUGUGCAAUCAAAAUUUAACAGAUUGUCAAAUGUUGAGAUAAUUGUCCGUGAUAAGGAUUGGGUGGAAGAAAAAAAAAUGGGAUCAUUUUUGUCAGUUUCCAAAGGAUCUGAUGAACCUUUGAAAUUUUUGGAGAUGCAUUAUAAAGGUGGCAGUGACAAGUCACCAUCGUCGUUAUUAGCAUUGGUUGGAAAAGGAGUCACGUUUGAUUCUGGUGGUAUUUCAUUGAAACCAUCUUCAAACAUGUCAGAAAUGAAGGCUGAUAUGGGUGGAGGUGCAGCCGUUUCUGCAUCUUUGUAUGGCAUAGCAAAAUUAAGAUUACCAAUUAAUGUUGUAGCAACAAUUCCAUUAUGUGAAAAUAUGCCUUCGGGUUAUGCAACUAAACCUGGUGAUGUUGUAAUAGCAAUGAACGGUAAAUCUAUUGAGGUUGGUGAUACUGAUGCAGAAGGUCGUCUUAUUCUAGCUGAUGCAUUAUACUACACCAGUUCAACUUUCAAACCUCAUACUUUAAUUGAUAUGGCUACCUUAACAGGUGCAAUGGGUGUGGCAUUAGGUAAUGUUUAUUCUGGUGUAUUUACCAAUUCUAAUGUAUUAUGGCAACAAUUAUCAAGUUCUAGUAAAAAAACCAAUGAUAGAUUUUGGCGAAUGCCAUUGGAAGAUGCUUAUAAAAAAGGGCUGGAGAAAUCAAGUGUAGCAGAUUUGGUUAAUGUUGGUGGUGAUAGAAUUAAAGAUGCAGAUGAAUUGAAUUGUAUUAGGUAUGCACAUAUUGAUAUAGCUAGUGUUAUGCUUACUACAGAUGAUUCUGGUUAUAAUAUUAAAGGCAUGAGUGUUGGUCAUGUUUUAUUUCAUCCUGUAGCAGAUAAUGUUUUAGCAUCAUCGUCUGCAGAUUUAACUGUAAAAUUAUGGGAUAUUGAAAAGGGCAUCGAGAAACAACAACUAGAAGGAUUCCUUGACUUUGUACAAUCAAUGUCUUGGAAUUGGAAUGGAAGUUUAUUGGCGACAACAUCUCGAGACAAAAGAAUUCGCAUUUUCGAUGUAAGAUCAAGCAAAGUGGUCCAAGAAGCAUCUGGCCAUCAAGGCGUUAAAGGCUCUAGAAUUGUUUGGCUAGGAAAUACUGAUAGAUUCGUAACAACAGGUUUUUCAAAGAUGAGCGAUCGGCAAGUGUUUCUAUGGAAUACGAAUGAUUUGGAAAAACCGAUUAAAAAUAUGAUGUUAGACACAUCUUCUGGUAUUGUAAUGCCAUUUUACGAUGAAGAUACAAAGAUAUUAUUUUUGGCUGGCAAGAACGAUGAGCUACAUUACUUAUCAGAAUACAAAUCAUCUGAACCUCAACGUGGGAUGUCAUUUUUACCCAAAAGAUCUGUUAAUAUUUCAGAAUGUGAAAUUGCUAGAGCUUAUAAAGUUGCAAAUAAUUUAAUAGAACCAAUUUCUUUUGUUGUUCCACGAAAGUCUGACGCUUUUCAAGCGGAUUUAUUUCCACCAACAAUUGGUGAUGAACCAGCUCUUACAGCAGACGAAUUUUUCGAAGGUAAAAAUUCAAAUCCAAAGAUGAUUGAUUUAGAAAAAGGGUUUCAAUAUGAAGAGGCAUAUCAUCAAUUACGUCAAGAAAAUGAUGAUUUACGAAAACAACUGGCACAACGUGAUAUUUCAAUCCGUGCUUUAACAGCUCAAUUGGAACAUUUAAAGACUUCCUCUCCAUCCUAA